GAAGUUCCGCGAGAUUUCGGAGGCGAAACUGAAGUCGGAGUCAGUAACCCAAGGAAGCGAUUGACGUAAGACACGUGAGAGAAUGUUUAGGGUUUUCUCCCAUGUAUAUCUCUCGGAACCCUAUUGUUCCCCGAAACGUUAGGGAUCUUUUCUGUGAAUUUCUUGCUUUUCCGCCUUAGCUGAGGAUACUUCCUGGAUUCCACUCAGUCGGGCUUAUGUCAGUCAUUCUCCUAAAAUGAGGCAGAGGUUUUUCCUCCUCUAAAUCUGGAGUAUUUUAAAUCUUGGCAAAAGCAUUCUGCUUUUUGACUUCAUAAAUCAAUCUGACUUCAUGAACCUCAUCUUAUGGGUCAAGAAAUGUCAAGAAAAAAAAUUCAGAGUUCUCCUCACUAAGUAAGAGAGAUAGCCUUUGAAGUCGCCCUGGGAUCAGUUGUCACCUUUGAAAAGCAGUGACUCCUCACAUAUGCCUGCAUUCAGCUAAGGUGGCCUGUGCCCAUAAACGAUGGCUACACUUGGUCUGUCUCCCACACUUGUUAUACCCUCUCAGAGCUCUGCAGGUAGCCAAGAAUCAGAACUUCCUCUUCCUUCAAAAUACCAUUCUUGUCAGCAGAAUUCGGGUUUGUUUGCUUGCUGUGCUCCAGAGCCGAAUACACCGACUCGUGUUUCUUUUCAGGAGUCUGUGACAUUCCAAGAUAUUGCUGUGGACUUUACUGAGAAAGAGUGGCCCCUGUUGGAUUCUUUCCAGAGAAAACUAUACAAAGAUGUAAUGCUGGAGAAUUAUAGCAACCUGACGUCCCUGGGGUAUCAAGUUGGCAAACCCAGCCUCAUCUCACAUCUGGAACAAGAAGAGGAGCUGAGGAUGGAGGAGAGAAACAUUCAAUGGGGUACUUCUCUGGAUUCGGGAACUCCAUCUCAAAUAAAGUGGUCCAUUGUUAUGGAAGAUAUUUUUGGUGAGAAAACAUCUAAUGGAGUGAUAUUGGAAAAAUCUCAUCUUUUGGAGAAAUCAUCUGAUUUCGCCCAUUUACUUGAUAUCUUCAGUAUUGGCCCUCACUUAAGUCAGCCAGUUGGAAGGCCCAUAAGCAAGAGGCCCUGUCACCACCACAGCUGUGGAGUUACUUUCAAGAAGAGGACUCACCUGCCGCAGCACAUGAGCAUGUAUGGAGGGAGAAAAGUGCAUGAGUGUCACCAGUGCCAGAAAGCCUUCACCACCAGCGCAUCUCUUACAAGGCAUCGUAGGAUUCACACUGGGGAGAAGCCUUAUGAAUGCAGCAUCUGUGGCAAAGCCUUCAAUGACCCCUCAGCUCUAAGGAGCCAUGCAAGAACUCACCUGAAAGAGAAGCCCUUUGACUGUAGUCAGUGUGGUAAUGCCUUCCGGACUCUCUCUGCUCUGAAGAUACACAUGAGAGUUCACACUGGUGAAAGACCCUACAAAUGUGAUAAGUGCAGCAAAGCCUAUGGCAGGAGCUGCCACCUCAUAGCCCACAAGCGGACACACACUGGGGAGAGGCCCUAUGAGUGUCAGGACUGCGGAAAAGCCUUUCAGCACCCCUCCCACCUGAAGGAGCAUGUCCGGAACCAUACUGGGGAAAAGCCUUAUGAGUGUACACAGUGCGACAAAGCCUUCCGGUGGAAGUCCAACUUCAAUUUGCAUAAGAAGAACCACAUGGUCAAGAAAAGCUAUGAGUGCAAAGAAUGUGGGAAGUCCUUCAGUGACCUCCUAUCAAGGAGGAAACACAUGAGGAUUCAUAUUGUAAAGAAACCAGUUGAGUGUUGCCAGUGUGGGAAAACCUUCCGAAACCAGUCUAUCCUGAAGACACACAUGAACUCUCACACUGGGGAGAAACCUUAUGGCUGUGAUCUCUGUGGAAAAGCCUUCAGUGCAAGUUCCAACCUCACUGCACACAGAAAGAUACACACUCAAGAGAGACACUAUGAAUGCCCUUCCUGUGGAAAGGUCUUUGGUGAUUACCUGUCACGGAGGAGGCAUAUGAGCAUUCAUCUUGUCAAGAAGCGUGUGGAAUGUCGUCAGUGUGGAAAAGCUUUCAGAAACCAAUCCACCCUGAAGACUCACAUGAGAAGCCACACAGGCGAGAAGCCUUAUGAAUGUGACCACUGUGGGAAAGCCUUCAGCAUAGGUUCCAACCUUAAUGUACACCGAAGGAUUCAUACUGGGGAAAAGCCCUAUGAAUGCCUUGUUUGUGGAAAAACCUUCAGUGACCAUUCAUCCCUUAGGAGUCAUAUGAAAACCCACCGGGGAGAGAAGCUCUUUGCCCCAUCCAUGUGGAAAAGGCUUCAGUGAGUACUCAGGUGUAAAGGAAACCUGACAGGUUUAAGAAGUCACAAAUCUUUCAUGAACUCUCCACAUAAAUCGCAAAAGGUGACAUGGAUUGGGAUAAAUCCAGUUUGUGUAAAAAUUGAGAAGACUUGACUUGGUAUUCAACACUUGUGAUCUCUGUGAGAAAACAGGGAAUGGGAAAUUUUUUGUAUAGAGUAUCAAGAAAUUUUCAGCAUAGUUCAUAAUCUGAAACUUAUGAGAAUUUAGGAGAAACUUGAGCGUUUAGUGAUAAAAUCAGCAAAAGUUAAGGGCACUCCAGAGUGAAUCUUUAUCAAUCCAGUAACUAGGGAAAUCUUUCCUCAUCUCACAUUUGUUCUCUAGGUAAGAAAUCAGAGUAAAGAGAACAAUCUCAGGAGUAAGAAACAGGAAAAAGUCAAUAAAAAGAGGUGAGCAAACUAGCCAGCCUGUUUAUUGUUGUUGGCUCACAAGCAAAAUGCUUGUUCUUUUAAAAGGGAAAAGGCAUCUGGAAAAUAUCCUACAUGGCACUGACAUACACGCUUUUGUAAAAAUCUUUUUCAGGCAGUAUUGAUUCUCAACCUGGGGCAGUUUUACUCUUCAGAGCAUUUGUCAAUGUCUGGAUAGAUUUUUGGUUUGAUAAUAUGGAGAGAGGUACGGCAGGCAUAUAGAAAGAUGACAUCAGGAUACGAUGAUAUCAUUGUGCCAGAUAGCCUACAAAUACACGAAAGUCAUCCAUGUCAAAGAAUUAUGUGUAAUACUAUGCUAUAAUCGUGCUGAAUUUGAGGUUAUCCUCAAUUAUUAUGACCUCUAUAAACACUCAGAUUUGAAGAAAUUUUUGCAGCUUCUUAACAGAAAAGAGAAAUACAAUUCAGUUCUUUCUGAAAAUGUGUGAGAACAUACACUUCUAACUCUCUGUGAAAAUGUUUUUAGCCACAGUCUUCUGUGUCUGAAUGUAGAACUGUAUUUACAAGACUUUCAUAAUGACAAGAUAAUGAUCUUUUUAUUUUUAGAGUUAUGAUCCUCUGAGUAACUCUUAGGCCCCAUCACAAAUGAUAUGUAGAUACUCUUUUCUUUGGGAAACUUAACCUGAUCAGUGGCAUAUUUAGAACUCUGUUAUGCUGUGUAUUGGGUAAUAUGGGCAUUUUUGGUACCUGUGUCAAAUGCAUUGUGAUUAAAGUGUAGAGCUUCCUAAUGAAGGUCCUUUGGUUGCUUGUGACUUCUGUCAGGAAGAGUAACAGACUUCUAGCUACUCCCCCAGUAUGCAUUUUAAACUCCUAUAGCAGAAGAAUCACAGUUUUAUUUGAUGAGUAAAUGGUGCUACUUUAAGAAAUCUUUUGCAGUUUUUCUUGCAACUAGUACUUUCUACAUUCAGUUUUGUUUUGUUUUGUUUGUUUUUUUGUUUUUGUUUUGUUUUCAAGACAGGGUUUCUCUGUAACUUUGGAGACUGUCCUGGAACUCACUCUUGUAGACUAGGCUGGUUUCAAACUCAGAGAGAUCUGUCUGCCUCCAAAGUGCUGGGAUUAAAGGCAUGCGCCACCACCACCCGGCAGUAUUCCCCGCAUUCUAUGACCCUGAACAUUGAUAAACAGAGGUCUUUGACUUUUUUGAGAAAAAAAUCUUAGAGAAAAAAAACGGACUUUUUUUUUUAAAAUUCAUGUGUGACCCUCAAGAUGAAAACUACAGUCUAAAGAGGACACUCUAGAAGACUCACAGUAAUCCCAGUCUGUACUGUGACUUCUGAAAUACAUUACAGUGGUGCUCAGUUUAUUGCUCCUAGACUUUCUAUUGCCUGAGAAAGCAAUAAAAUUCAUUACAAGUUUACAACGGGAUGGAUAUUUGUUUCCCUGUUGGCUUUACUGGUUGGAAGUGAGUUUUCUACCCUCUUGGUUGCUGACCAGAAACCAUACCAUGUUAUGUGAAAAGUUAAUCACUGCUACUUUCAUGUAAGGUUUUAGUGAGUACUCUUCGAAAUUUUAGAUACAAACUUUUAAGUACUUUAAGUCAAGUAUUCAUGUGGCAUUACUGAUGUGUUAUGCUUUUGAUAGCUGUGUAUAGAUUCACUUCAGGGUACUAUAGUAGUGCAUCCCUAUAAACCUAUUAUACAGUCAAAAAUUAAGUCAUUCCAUCAUUAGAUCCAGAUCCCUGCAACAGUGGAGUGAAGUCCUGUUAUUUCUGUUUUAAAUUUGUAAACUUGAAAAUCUUAAAUGGACCUCGCAGAUAACGGUUUUCAUAAAACCCCAAAGAAGAAAAUAUCAGCAUUUCCAUGUCACAUCUUUGGCAUCUGAGACAAGAAGUUUGGGUUCCUAAAACCCACUUGUUAGCAAAUAUUUCUUAGGAUUUAAACCCUAAUGCCUGCCUCUUUUAUGAUAGUAUUAUUCUUUAAUACCUAAGACUGAAAGAUAGUUAUUCAAAAUUCUUACUGUGGUGAAGCUUUCCUUGUAGGUGGUGCUAGGACACCUGAUGCAUUUAUUGCUCUAUAUCAGGUAAUAUCAGCUAAAAAGAAAAUGUUACAUAUGGUGCUGAGAGGCAAUAUGGAGCUUAUGUAGCACUUGGGAUUAGAAAAAAAUAAAAAUGCUUGAGCAGAGGUGUGGUAACUGUGUGCCUUAUAAUCUAAAGAACAGAAUCCUUGGCAGUUCAAAACCAUGAGUACUAUUCUUGGCCUAGUUACUCAAUAGCCAAGGCCUAGUAUGAACAGAAAAAGCUUGUGGGAAAAACAAAAACAAAAACAAACAAACAAAAAAAAAACAAAACCUGUGGUUAAAGAUGGUGUUAAAGUGUACCAGGAACCAGGCCUAAAAGACUGCCUGAAAUUACAGAGGAUUGUAAGCAGUUACGUGAGUUCUAGGUACCAAAGGCAGACCAUUUGCAAGAGCAACCCAUUUUAACAGCUGAGCCAUCUCACCAGUUCUGCCAAGUCAUAUCUGUAGUGAUGGUUAAAAAUACACUAUGUAUAUUUUAAAACAAGUUUUAUAAAUACACACAGGAAAUCACUCAGUUCCAGAGUCUGAAACUGAGUUAAUCAUUACAUGAACAACCUGUGUAGUCACCAGAACAAGAAUCUUUUUUUGCUACCUCCAAUUAGAAGUGCUCAGAUUUCCUUAGUUUUCUUUAAUGUUUAUAUCAUACAUGAUGUUUUAUUUCCCAUUACUUACGUUUACUUUGUAUGAGAAUUAAACCUAUAUCUUAAUUA
Myodes glareolus (Bank vole) is the source of this 5480-nucleotide messenger RNA. It is a transcript of the gene Znf317, whose product is annotated as zinc finger protein 317. Gene Ontology annotation, cellular component: nucleus. Gene Ontology annotation, biological process: regulation of DNA-templated transcription. The record is from RefSeq and is a predicted model, not a curated record. Lineage: Eukaryota; Metazoa; Chordata; Mammalia; Rodentia; Cricetidae.